Messenger RNA from Corapipo altera (White-ruffed manakin), 300 nucleotides. Its product is annotated as nuclear receptor-binding protein 2-like. NCBI's taxonomy places the organism in Eukaryota, Metazoa, Chordata, Aves, Passeriformes, Pipridae. The record is from RefSeq and is a predicted model, not a curated record. The transcript is spliced from 2 exons. The coding region runs from base 1 to 300 and encodes 99 amino acids.
AUGUCAGCAGGGAUAGCAGGGGUUGUCCUGCCCCACUGCAGCCCCCACUGUGCCCCCCAGGAGUUCAUCCUGUCCUGCCUGACCCUGAACCCCGAGCGGCGCCCCAGCGCCCACAACCUGCUCUUCCACCGGGUGCUCUUCGAGGUUCACUCCCUGAAGCUGCUGGCGGCCCAUUGCUUCAUCAACCACCAGUAUCUGAUGCCAGAGAAUGUGGUGGAGGAGAAGAUAAAGGAGCUGGACCUGAACAUGGUGAUGGCCGAGAUCCGCAGGGAGGGGCGGCCCGGAGCCCAGUGGAGGUGA